This is a messenger RNA of Stylonychia lemnae, 3852 nucleotides long. The record is from the annotation of a GenBank genome assembly. Lineage: Eukaryota; Ciliophora; Spirotrichea; Sporadotrichida; Oxytrichidae.
AUGUCAAUUUCGAUAGCAACUGGUAAAAAUAAUACCGAAAAUGUUAGUCUUCAUCCAGUUAAGGAAAAAGAAGAUAUCUUUAAUCUAAACUCAAAGAAAUAAAACUUAGAAAUUCUAGGCAGAAAUCUAGCAUAUAGACCUGGAAUUAAGUCUGAUUUGAUUCGAAGUAACUUGGAAAAGGUAUAAGAGCCAAAAUAAGGAAUUAGCUCUUAAAUCUAAAACAAAGAUGUCGUAGAUAAAUCGGCAACAGACAAUUCAAAAAGCAAUAUGAAAAUAUUAUCUAAUGAAUAAGAAAUAGAUGAUGAUAAGAUUUACAUUCAUAUUGUAACACAUUCGCACAAUGAUGUAGGUUGGGUUCAAACUCCUAGUUCAUACUAUUCCUCUUCAGUCAAAACUAUCAUUACAUCUGUGAUAGAAGCACUUUUAAAGAAUAAAAGCAGAAAGUUUUCGCAGGCUGAAAUAUAUUACUUUCAGAGAUGGUGGGAAGAAUAAACAGAUGAUAUUAAAUAAUAAGUCUAGUUAUUAGUCAAAGAAGGGAGACUUGAGUUUGUUAAUGGUGGCAUAAGUUCUUAAGAUGAAGCAUGUACCAGUUUUGAGGAGGCUAUUAUAAACAUGAUGGUAGGCCACUAAUUCCUAUAAAAUACUUUUAACUAUACAGUAAAAUCAGCCUGGCACUUGGAUCAAUUUGGUCAUUCCUCAGAAACAGUUGACCUUAUGAUUUAAAUGGGAUUUGAAGCAAUAUUUAUGGCUAGAAUAAAUGAUGAUGAGAAAACACAAAGAAAAAUGAGCCAAGAGUUAGAAUUUAUUUGGUAGCCCACUUACAUAGACACCAAAGGAGAAUUAAAGUAUUCAUAGAACAGGAUUUUCACUCAUGUAACUCACGAGUAAUACUAUGCCCCUUGCAACUUGGAAUUAGACGAAAAGUCAACAUCAUUUGAUAGAGAACUGCAGAUGACCUAUCAUAGUAAAAAGAUUAGUUAGGUAAGAAAAAAUCCUAAUUUCUACAUCACAUGCAUCAAGGAAUAUGCAUCACAUUUCAAAACUAAUUAGAUUUUAUUCCCAUUUGGAAAUGACUUCUCCCAUUUUCAUGCAGAUCUAAAUUACCAAUUUCUAGAGGACUAUAUUAGACUUAUUGAUCAAAAUUAGGUUGAAAAGAAGAUUAUAUUUAAAUAUUCUACAACUACUGAAUAUCUCGAGGCAAUUAGCUAGCAAAAGUCUUUGAGGGGUUUUGAUUGGCCUGAGUACCAUGAUGACUUUUUUCCUUUAAAUAUGAAUUUUCCUGGUCAUUAUUGGUCAGGGUUCUACACUAGCAGACCUAAUUUUAAGAGCUAUGUAAGAGAAUUUACAGGAUUAACUUAACAAGUAUCAUCAAUGUUCUCAUUUGACAUCAUGAAAACCUAGAAUAUAACAUCAAAUGAUGAUCUAUUAUCUGGCUACCAGAGAGAUGAUAUAAGUCUGGGUCAAAUUAAAGAAGAUCUGAUAAAUAUGUUUGAGAAGGUAGGUGAACUAGCCCAUCAUGAUACAAUCACAGGAACAUCUCCAAAUUAAAUCAUUUAAAAUCAAGCAUUUGAGGUAAGGAAAUUGCUAGAGAAAAAUGAAGAAUUAAUAGUCAAGAAAAUGAAACAAAAAUGUUUUGAGCAGGGAUUGAUGAUAGAAAAGGCAAAGUAAUAUCUUAAGGGUAUUGAUGAUAGAAGGGCCAACCCUGUUCAAUCCUAAGGCUAAGUAUACUAUAUCGUGUACAAUCCCAAUAUAUUCACUUUGAAUUCGAUCAAAUUUCUGCUAGCUAAUCAAUAUCAAACAGUAGAAGAAUGGGAUGAUAUAAUCGGAAAUUUUAAGCCAAUCAAUAUUCUUGAUAAUUUUUGCUCUAAAAGUGUAGAUGAAGUAAAUGAGUGUGACAUCAACCUUAAGACUAACAUAUAACCUUACUAAGUCAAGAUUUACAUGGUUACAUUCCCUCAAGUACUUAGAGAGUAGCAAAUAAUACCAUUUGGUUUUUCCAAUAUUCAAGACUCAAAACCGUAUAGUUAUAAGACCUUUGUUAUCACUUACGUCUUAACUUUUCUUGAUGAUUCCUAUGUAGGCACGGAGUUAUAUUCAAAUUUGACUCUUGAAGAAUACUAAUAAGAGUUUGGAACUGAUAACUUAUUUAGAUAGCUUGAAAUUUCAACUUAGUAAACAACUAUACCAACUCGCCCACCCAUAAGAAAGCCUAAAAUUCCAAAACCAACUGAUCCAAUUACCUAUCCUCCAAGAAAAAGAGUUGAUUAUAAAUAAUACAGACCUAAUUUAAGAGAUAUUAGGUAUUCGGAUAAAGAUUUUGAAGAUGAUUAUCUUGAUGAAAGCUUUAGAAAAUAGCCAAUGUAUUCUAGUAUAUAUUCUAGUCAAAAGGAAAUAGUUCAGUAUGAAAUAGAACUCAACUACAGCUUGUAUUGCAAUCAAACUCUAAAUAUUCACACGAAUAUUUAAUCUUUAUUUGUUGUUAGUUGUACUGUUAACAGUGUUACCUUUAAAUUGUUGAGAAAUGGUUCAAGUGACUAGUAUUUUGUUUUCGAUUUUAGAUACUACUAAUCAUACUCAGAAUCAGUGUAUCAAAAGAGUGGGUUGUAUGUUUUUAAGACAUCUGAUAACGACUCUAGACCAUAUGAGCACAAGAUUAAUACAAUUUAAGUGUUCCAAGGAAAAUACUCUUCCAUGAUAACGAUUAAUUAUCGAAAUUCGAAUAAUAAAAAGGACUCAUAGGUAAAGUUAGUUAUGAGAGAUGAUGAAACUUAAAUUGAAUUUGAUGUGUUUUUCUCAUAAUUUGACAUUGACAGAUUCGGUAAAGGUAAAGAUGUAACUAUCAAUUGGCAGAGUCUGAAUAUAACUAAUAAUGGCACCUUUUAUACAGAUUCAAAUGCACUAAGACUUGUCAAAAGAAUUAAGAAUAAACCAUAGCCUUAUCCUAAUAUCAAUCAUUUGAAUGAUUGGCAAUAAGUUGCAGCAAAUUUUUAUCCUAUAAAUUCAGGGAUUAUGAUUGAUGAUGCUAAGACUAAAAAUCUAAUGUUUGUAAUGAACGAUAGACCUUAGGGAGGUUCAGGAUAUCAUGAAGGUAGAGUUGAAUUGAUGCUAAUUAGAAAAGGUUCUACUAAUGACGCUCUCGGUUUAGCAGAAGUAAUGGAUGAUUAGAUGAGACCUUAUGUGGGUAUUGAUGUCAGAGCAAUAUUCUAUUUAGAUUUUUCUAGAGAUAAAAAAUAAGCAAUAAAAGAUAUAAUGAAGAGACAUGUAUUGAAUAUGAAUAAACCCAUAUAUUUUUCAAGUGAAAGAGUUGAUAUAAUAUCUAGGAAUAGAUCCUCUUAAAAAGAAGAGAGUACAAUUGUUAAAAAUUUAGAUGUUUAUUUAAAUGAAAUUGGAAUUUUAGACAUUUAACUGAUUCCAAGCGGAGAUUUCAAUAACAUUUAUCUACGGACAUUAUAAUUUACUAGUUAAAGUAAUACCUAAAAUAUCUUGAUUUCUGAAUUGAUGAAUAAGCUUUGCGAAAUCUAAAAUGUAACUGAUUGCUUUCAUUAUAAAAUAGAAGAGGUUUAUCUUCACGGUUAAUAGAAGAAGGCUAAUAAAUUAUUUGGUCUUGAAAAUCAAAUUUCACUUGAAAAACCUCGAAGAAAUAUAAAUUUGGUUGAGUUCGAUGGACAAUCUGAUUAUUUCAUAAUCAAUAAUUACAAAGUUUAAAAAAUAGACAUGAUAGAGGAAAACAAUGGAAAUUCAUCUAUAUCAUCUUAAAUUUCGAAGGUAUCAUAAGUUACUAAGAAAUUAGCUUAGCAAAGUUCUAAAGAUGGAGAUAGAUCAAUUCCUUAGCCUACUUCCAAACCUAACUGA